CCUCUUUAGGGAUUAUGCAAUUCAUGCAAAACCAUAGUAGAAUACCAUACAUGACGCCACAACAUGCCUUGCCACGGGAUCACACGGCAUGCACCGCAAGGCGUGCGUUGCUUGGCUGUGAGCAGACUAAAAUUAGCACUAACUUACCAUUGAUCAUAUCAUAGUCAACUCUAGAGAGUUGUGGCUCAACACACCUGCGCCAUGCCUCGUCCCAGGACUCUCGCUGCUGGAAUCGUGGCUUUUGCGACCCUAAUAUUUCUCUGGACUGCGCUACAUCUUGGGUCACUCGACGCCAUACGUGGAGCCACGGCACAAGAUGCGCUCACGAGCAGUCUUAAAGAGUCACGUCUUCACCUACUCAUAGUGGCUACCAGCAGCGGCCUCGAUUUAUGCCGCCUCCUUCUCUCCGCCUCCAUUCUCUCGUACCCAACCCCUGUUUUGAUCGACUGGGCCGGAGAGGGUGCAUUCAAUGCUGCAGAAACCCACCUUGCGAAGAUCGCAGGUCCUCUUCGCUACCUCGAAAACCUAACAACCAUUCAGGAUAACGACAUAGUCCUUCUCCUGGACGGUUUCGACAUCACCUUUCAACUCAGUCCGGACGUUUUGUUAAAACGGUACUUCGAGGAAACGGCUACUGCAAACGAGCGUUUGAUUGCCAAGUAUGGCAAGAGCCAUAUGCGGAAACACAACAUGCACAACAGCAUCCUCUUUGGUCCGGACAAAACAUGCUUCCCUGAAGAUAUACAGCGUUUAGCAUGCUGGGUUGUACCGCAGUCGCCCCUCCAACCCGAUGCAUUUGGCCCUUAUACCGACGGUUGGGGCGAUAUGCUACACGCAAGACCACGCUGGUUAAACUCUGGCACCAUCAUCGGACCCGCGGCAGAAAUGCGAGAUAUGUUUCGUGCGACUCAAGAGAAGAUCCAUAAGACGUAUGAUCCUGAGUACGUGUUGCGCAACUCUGACCAGAAGUAUUUUGCGGAUGUAUGGGGCGACCAGGAAUAUUCGCGUAUAUUAUCGCAUGAGGAUGUGCCUUAUGGGAUACCUCAAGAGGUCCAAGAAGCUGGUCUACCGGUGCUUGAGGAGGGUCAGAAGACUGAAUAUCAUAUCGGUCUAGAUUACCGAUCAAGCUUAUUCCAGACAGCGGCUGGAUACAGGAAUUAUAUAGCGUGGAUGACGACAAACCGGUCUUCGUUUCCAUCAACAUCAACGUCCGUGGAACCGUACCGCAUAGAUCUACAAGAAGACGUGUUACAAUCCAAGAAGCCUUUUGCUGCCAUUUCUGACGACGCAGCAUUACAAAAGACUUCUUGGCGUAAUGUGUCUCUCGGCUUCAACACUGUCACUGGGCAGGCUUUUCCACUGCUGCACUUCACAGGCGACAAGUCCUUCCGAGACACUUGGUGGCCUCGCAUGUGGUAUUUUGAAGAGGCUGAACGCCUUCAGCGUGCAUCAGCUCAGAUACACGAUCCGCAGAUCGGAUCAGACCUUAUCGAUGGGGUUUCAUGGACAAAGAACAUACCAUACGAUGAGACAGAACGCAAGAUUGAAGAGAAAUCUGGAGCUUGGAGUGAUCAGGGAGAAGCGCUCUCAUGGGAAGCCCUUUGCGGAUCUCACGAGCGUGCUUUGUACAGUGCAGAGUCGGGACCUGAAGAUGUCUCGUUUGCGGAGAUAAUAUACCAUUGAAUUUUCAAGCGACGAGCGUUCUAUUAACU
Molecule: messenger RNA, 1712 nt
Organism: Alternaria alternata
Lineage: Eukaryota; Fungi; Ascomycota; Dothideomycetes; Pleosporales; Pleosporaceae
Exons: 1
Coding region: 202-1683 (493 amino acids)
Source: RefSeq, a predicted model, not a curated record